Messenger RNA from Phycomyces blakesleeanus NRRL 1555(-), 913 nucleotides. RefSeq lists its product as hypothetical. Gene Ontology annotation, molecular function: GTPase activity; GTP binding. The transcript has 5 exons. Gene Ontology annotation, biological process: small GTPase-mediated signal transduction. The record is from RefSeq and is a predicted model, not a curated record. The coding region runs from base 65 to 664 and encodes 199 amino acids. Lineage: Eukaryota; Fungi; Mucoromycota; Mucoromycetes; Mucorales; Phycomycetaceae.
CAAACAUAUAUUCUUCUCUUCUUCUUUAAUCCUUUAAUUUGGUUUCUAAUUGCUCAUCGUUCCAAUGAUCAUCUGUGGAAAGAAUGGUAAACCUAUUAGCCGCAAGUUGGUUGUAUGCGGCGAUGGUGCAUGCGGGAAGACAUCAUUACUCAAUGUAUUCACUCGAGGAUUCUUUCCACAGGUGUAUGAGCCGACGGUGUUUGAAAAUUAUGUUCAGGACGUUGUAGUGGAUGGUCAGGAAGUAGAGUUGUCUUUGUGGGAUACAGCAGGUCAAGAGGAAUUUGACAGGCUACGAUCAUUAUCUUAUGUUGAUACCCACGUAUUGAUGCUUUGCUUUUCGGUCGACAACAGAGACUCUCUUGAAAAUAUUCACACUCGUUGGCUUGAAGAAGUUACAGAACACUGUCCCCAUUCAAAAAUUGUUUUGGUAGCACUAAAAUGUGAUUUACGAGACGAUUCAGCAAACCCUAGACGAGAAAGUCCAAUUCUUUAUGAUGAAGGUCUGGAGGUUGCACGGAGUAUUAAUGCAGUACGGUACCUAGAGUGCUCGGCCAAGCAUAAUAGGGGGGUUCGAGAAUGUUUUGAGCAAGCAGCCCGGGUGGCUAUCUCAGUCAAGAAACAUCAUCAAAAGGAUUCAGAGUCAAAGUCAUGUAUCAUUCUCUAAGUUUCCUUGUAUUGCAUUUAUCAAUCUCUUUUUAUUUUUAUAUUUCUUUAAAAAAAUGAUCUUUUUGUCUUGUCUAUUCACUUAUUAUUAUUACUAUUACUACUAUUCUUAUUAUUACUAUUAUUCUUAUAAUUACUAUUAUAACUAUUAUCACCAUUUUUCUUAUAUUCAUUUCUACAAUUUUGUUUCAAUAGCCCACCUAUCUAUCAAUUUACUCAAUUACACAAUUACACAAUUACAUACAUACAU